AUGGCGCCCAGCUUCGAUACUUUGUCCGAGCAGGACCUCCAUGAGGAGGAGGAGGAAGAGGUUGACUUCUCCGAUCUCAAGGCGCAGUAUGAAGUCAAACUCGAGGAGGGCCUGGACACAUUCAUCGUCAUCGACGGGCUCCCCGUCGUGCCCGCCGACAGCAAGCAGAAACUGGUCAAGUUCCUUUUGAGAAAACUCAAUGCCGUGGGCCACACCUCCGAAGAUGCGGUUUUCAUGCCGCUUACCGACAAGGGCAUGUCCGAAGGGUUCGCCUUUGUCGAGUACGAAACACCCGAACAGGCUGUCGCCGCCGUCAAGCAGCUGCACGGCACCCCUCUCGACAAGAAGCACACCCUGCAGGUGAACAAGUUGAUGGAUAUCGAGCGCUACGGUCGCGAGGGCCGCGUGGAGGAGGAAUACAAGGCGCCCGAGGUCGAGCCGUUCAAGGAGAAGGAGCACCUGCGCUCGUGGAUGGGUGAUGCCAACGCCCGCGAUCAGUUCGCCCUCUACCGGGGCGACAAGGUGGGCGUGUUCUGGAACAACAAGAGCAACCCGCCGGAAAACGUCGUUGACCGCGCUCACUGGACACAACUUUUCGUGCAAUGGUCCCCCAAGGGUACAUACCUCGCUUCCGUCCACCCGCAGGGUGUGCAGCUCUGGGGCGGCCCGUCCUUCUCGAAACAAAAACAAUUCCCCCAUCCGUUUGUGCAGCUGAUUGAAUUUUCGCCGCUUGAGGGAUACAUUACAACCUGGUCGUCGCGGCCAAUCCAGGUGGAGGAGGGCCAGCCGGUCCUGACCUAUGAGGAGGAUGGAAAGAACAUCAUCGUUUGGGAUAUCGAGUCGGGCAAGCCUCUCCGGUCUUUUGUCUCGCACGACCUAACCGCAGGCCCUAUCCCCGAGGGCGAGAUGCAGCCUAAGAAGAAGGUUCAAUGGCCCGCAUUCAAGUGGUCUCCGGAUGAGAAGUACGUGGCGCGCAUGCUCCAGGGCCAGUCGCUCUCCAUCUACGAGCUACCCCGGAUGAACCUGCUGGGUAAGACCUCGGUGAAGAUUGAGGGCGUGAAUGACUUUGAGUGGUCUCCGGCCACGGUCACCCGGGAAGGAAUAAAACAAUACGAGCAGCUUCUCUGCUUCUGGACUCCCGAAAUCGGCAGCAACCCGGCUCGUGUGGCGAUGAUGACCGUGCCAACGAAAGAGAUUGUGCGGACGCGAAACCUGUUCAAUGUGUCUGAUGUCAAGCUGCACUGGCAAUCGCAAGGUGCCUACGUCUGCGUUAAGGUCGACCGUCACUCCAAGUCCAAGAAGUCGAUGGCAACCAACCUGGAAAUUUUCCGGGUGAAGGAGAAGGGCGUUCCGGUGGAGGUGGUUGACAGCCUCAAGGACACAGUGAUCAACUUUGCUUGGGAGCCCAACGGCUCGCGAUUCGUUCUCAUCACCACGGGCGAGGCCGCGACCGGAUCCGCCGCCCCCCCCAAGACGGCCGUGUCUUUCUUUGCUACGGAGAAGAAGGGCAGCACAGCCGGCAACUUCAAGCUGGUUCGGACGGUCGAGAAGAAGACCAGCAACGGCAUCUACUGGUCGCCAAAGGGCCGGUUUGUCGUGGUGGCAACCGUGCACUCGCAAUCCAGCUUCGACAUGGACUUCUGGGAUAUGGACUUUGAGGGCGAGAAGGUUGAGGCUGAGAAGGAUCUGGCGGCCAACCUCCAGCUGAUGAAGACGGCCGAGCACUACGGUGUGACCGACAUUGACUGGGAUCCCACUGGCCGGUACGUGGUCAGCAGUGCCAGUGUGUGGACUCACUCGAUGGAAAAUGGCUGGAACCUGCACACCUUCUCCGGCACCACCCUGUCAGAGAACCCCACGGAAAAGUUCAAGCAGUUCAGCUGGCGCCCACGCCCCGCUACUCUGCUCAGCAAGGAGGAGCAGAAGCAGGUGCGCAAGAACCUGCGCGACUACUCGAAGGAGUUCGAGGAGGAGGACAAGUACGCCGUGGACAUUGCCAACACCGCCGUGGUGGAGACACGCAAGCGCGUGCUCAACGAGUGGAUAGCCUGGAUCCAGCGCGAGAAGGAGCUCAUCGCCGAGGAGAAGGAGGUCCUCGGUUUGCCCGAGGACGCCGACUCGCCCAAGAAUGCUCUGGAUGCACCUCCCGCCGGCGCGGACGAGGGCGAGACGGUGGUCGAGGAGUUGGUGGAGGAGAUCAUCGAGGAGACCGAGGAGGUCGUUCUCUGA
This is a messenger RNA of Penicillium riverlandense, 2229 nucleotides long. It is a transcript of the gene EifCb, whose product is annotated as translation initiation factor eIF3 core subunit b. Lineage: Eukaryota; Fungi; Ascomycota; Eurotiomycetes; Eurotiales; Aspergillaceae. Bases 1 to 2229 code for a protein of 742 amino acids. Gene Ontology annotation, cellular component: eukaryotic translation initiation factor 3 complex. The transcript has 4 exons. Gene Ontology annotation, biological process: translational initiation. Gene Ontology annotation, molecular function: RNA binding; translation initiation factor activity; translation initiation factor binding. The record is from RefSeq and is a predicted model, not a curated record.